Messenger RNA from Acomys russatus (golden spiny mouse), 1153 nucleotides. It is a transcript of the gene Tmem215, whose product is annotated as transmembrane protein 215. The coding region runs from base 85 to 792 and encodes 235 amino acids. Lineage: Eukaryota; Metazoa; Chordata; Mammalia; Rodentia; Muridae. The record is from RefSeq and is a predicted model, not a curated record. The transcript has a single exon.
UAAUCCCUGUGGUUUUACCUCCUACAGGAAAAAAGGGGGUGCUCCCUGGCUACCAAGCAGCCCCUAAACUGGAUGGAGUGAAAGAUGCGGCCUGAUGACAUAAACCCGAGGACUGGGCUGGUGGUAGCUCUGGUCAGUGUUUUUCUGGUCUUUGGCUUCAUGUUCACGGUCUCUGGCAUGAAAGGUGAAACUCUGGGAAACAUCCCUCUGCUGGCCAUCGGGCCAGCCAUCUGCCUACCAGGCAUCGCAGCCAUUGCUCUGGCCAGGAAAACCGAAGGGUGCACCAAGUGGCCAGAGAACGAGCUGCUCUGGGUCCGCAAGUUGCCCUGCUUUCGAAAGCCCAAAGACAAGGAAGUGAUGGAACUGCUGAGGACCCCUUCAGACCUGGAGUCCGGCAAGGGGAGCUCAGACGAACUGGCUAAGAAGGCAGGCCUCAGAGGCCAGCCGCUCCCACAGGGACCAGGUGAGGUGCCUGUGACCAGCUCCACUACCACCCCCACUCCCACGGAGGAAGGAGAAUGCCAGAGUCUAGUCCAGAGUGGGCGUCAGGAGGAGACGUCUAGAUACCUGGAUGGCUACUACCCCUCGGCCAGUUCCCUUGCCUACAGUGCCUUGGACGCCAAGUGCUCAGCCUGGGACAGAUCUGACCGCCCUGAGCCCGAGGACAGCAUCUUCUUUGUGCCCCAGGACAGUAUCAUCGUCUGUUCCUACAAGCAAAACAGCCCCUAUGACAGAUAUUGUUGCUACAUCAACCAGAGCCAAGGCAGGUGGGACCACGAGACAAUAGUCUGAUCUGUUCCAUACAAGGGUCCCAUGUUGACAGACACAUUGCUGCACUCAGCUCCCGAUGGAAAAAAAAAAUCUCCUAUCCAACAGCCUUCACGCUAUUAGAAACUGGCAUGGUAUGUGUUGGGGGUGCAGACCGCUGGUGCCUGAUACUCGUGUAAAUAGGCAUGUUGGGGACAUAGCUUAGGGAAGUGUUGAGAAUUAAGGACAGUUGGACGGGGCAGUAACAGUAAAGAAAGUUCCAUUUGCCUCUGAACAAAUUAAACGAUGUUGGAUACUUUGUAAAAACAGCUCAAAGUGUGCUGGACAGUACCUGCUGCCAGUCAGGUGAGUCUAGAGCUAGUUUCGGAUACCAGGUAUCAAAUGA